AGAGCAUGCGUCAAAAGAUGCAAACGAAAUUCUUCAAAUAGCGGAGAAAACCAUUUCUUUAAAAAAAAAAGAUAGCAAGUUCUAUGCACAAGUUUUCUCAGUGCUUUCUAAUUCACAAAGAAGUCUGUCUUUUCUUGAGUUGCAUAUUUCUGCAACAGGAUAAAGGAAACCGAUUGAUAAACUUGCAUGGAGCUGGCUAUUCACUCACUUUUUUCUGCUAAUGUGCAGCGGCGAAGCGCCGGGUUGUUGGUAAGGAGCGUGAGCGGGCGGGGGGCUCACACAAGUAAGUGAAGGACCCCCGUAGGGUCUUUCUGAAGUGUGGCCCACACACGGCCAGGGGGGAAAGAAAAGGGGGGGAUAAGGGGAGCCUUAGCCCACUUAGAAUCGAAUUAUAAACCGGCGUGGCGCUGCUGGAUGCUUCUAAUCAAUAGAACAGGAAGAGGAGUCAGCCAAAAAGAAAGACCACCAAAAGUUACGACCACCAAGAUACGCAUAGUGAUUCGAUCUUUUGAUCACCCAUUUUUUGAAAACCAUUUUUGGGGGCUUCCACCUUACACACGGAAGAUUGGAUUGCCUGAAUCAUGAGUCUUAUAUACUGUGUUACGAUCACCUCAUAUUGAUAAAAAGUCCAGAGAACAAUUUGAAAUGGAAAUCAAGAAACAAUUUCUGGUCAUAAAAACAGAAACGCAUGAAUUGCGCAAGAAGUUCUUUCGGUUAAAACGCCGUGCGACUCGGAGGACAUAAGACUUCUUGGUCAAGCCAAAAAGAUUGCCGACAGGAUGCUCCUACCCCACCAUGCCUGGCCCUUUACCUUACCUUAAGAAGAAAGAGGGGGGUAUGAAGCGUGGGAAACAUUGCAAGAAGUGUAUGAUACAACAGGUAACCUUAAGGAGUGGCGGUAAAACUCUUGAUUGAUCAACGCGAGUGAACUGUGCUUAGACGCUUCGUAAAACCGCACCGAUCUACGAGAGGAGCUGAUGGAUGAGUAGGCUUCUCCUUUCGAUUCACGGAAUGUGAUCUGGGACACGAUGGGAGUUUGCGUGCCUCGGUAGGAAAGAGAUCACCGGAGUAUAGCACAAGAUCACCUUUUCUUGCUGCCAUGGGGUCGACCUGUGAACAAGGUAAACCCAAUGGGAACCAAAAAAUGGGAGGGUACCGCAUUGGGCAGAAGACGAUCCAAAAAGCGAAGGCUCACCCAGCUGAAGGAAGGAGCUUUGACUUAACGCCCUUAUUAUUAUUCAAAGGGGAAAGGGUGGUCGUAGAUCAGGCUGAUCUUUGAUCAGAAGUGCUCUACGAUCAGACUGAUUGUAAAUCAGGGUGCUCCCCUACAAUCUUAGGCUUAAGCAAGCAGGCUGAUUGUAAAUCCGCUUUUUCUCCGAGAGGGCUAUCUUACUAAAAAGUUGAAAGGGCGUGAGAUAGGCGACAGGUAGCUUGCUUCCAAGCCGAUAGGAUAGGCGACGGCCCGGGCGUAGAAGCAAGUCGCCAGAAGCUUUCGGUAGCUUGCUUCUAAGCCGGCCCGGCCGCGGGGAAUCAAGAGAUCUUUGCCGGUGCUGACUUGGAUCUCGGGUGACGGAAUAAGGCGGCCAGAAGCGACGAGCAGUCGCGGUCGAAGCUUGGCUCUAGCUUUAGAUUAGUAAGGCUAGUAGUAAGCUUGGCUACAGCGAAGCGCUUACCAAGCGCGAAGGAAAGGGCCUUCGCCACUUGAGCCGUAUGCGGGGGAACUCGCACGUGCAGUUCUUAGGGGGGGGAGAGCUAGUAGGAGCCAUCCUAUCCCAAUAGCGUAUAUUUGGAGCUCAAUAUGAAAUCCUAUUUUAUUGCAAGACCCGUUCGGAUAAGGGAAAACUCCAGAGAUUGCUUCGAAGUAAGAUCCUUGCGUUGACCCUUUCCUGAACCAGAACCGGGGGGGAGGGGUGAUAGGAAAGGGGGAUCAAAAUGUCCCAUAUUUUAAGUGAGGGCUUUUCGGACCUUCGGAACCUCCCUUUUUUUCCAUGCUUUCCGUUGGUCAACAACCACAACUCACUAUAGUUCUUCACUACUCGUACAGGCUUGACGGAGUUAAGCUGUCUGGAGGGAAUCAUUUUUUCUCAAUCAAGAAUGCCUCAACUGGAUAAAUUCACUUAUUUCACACAAUUCUUCUGGUCAUGCCUUUUCCUCUUUACUUUCUAUAUUCCCAUAUGCAAUGAUGGAGAUGGAGUACUUGGGAUCAGCAGAAUUCUAAAACUACGGAACCAACUGGUUUCACACCGGGGGAACAACAUCCGGAGCAACGACCCCAACAGUUUGGAAGAUAUCUUGAGAAAAGGUUUUAGCACCGGUGUAUCCUAUAUGUACUCUAGUUUAUUCGAAGUAUCCCAAUGGUGUAACGUCGUCGACUUAUUGGGAAAAAGGAGUCAAAUAACAUUGAUCUCUUGUUUCGGAGAAAUAAGUGGCUCACGAGGAAUGGAAAGAAACAUAUUCUAUUUGAUCUCGAAGUCCUCAUAUAGCACUUCUUCCAAUCCUGGAUGGGGGAUCACUUGUAGGAAUGACAUAAUGCUAAUCCAUGUUCCACACGGCCAAGGAAACAUCCCUCAACCAGAGAGAUCAACCAGCGCCUUUUAUUUUAGGCCGUCGGCGGUGCAGAACGCACUAAUCCGCGACCAACAAAGGCAUUCUUUUCAUUUGGUAGAUCCAAGUCCAUGGCCUAUUUCGGGUUCACUCGGAGCUUUGGCAACCACCGUAGGAGGUGUGAUGUACAUGCACCCAUUUCAAGGGGGUGCAACACUUCUCAGUUUGGGCAUCAUAUUUAUCCUAUAUACCAUGUUCGUAUGCUGGCGCGAUGUUAUACGUGAAUCCACGUUGGAAGGACAUCAUACCAAAGUCGUACAAUUAGGACCUUGAUAUGGUUAUAUUCCGUUCAUCGUAUCGGAGGUUAUGUUCCUUUUUGCUCUUUUUCGGGCUUCUUCUCAUUCUUCUUUGGCACCUACGGUAGAGAUCGGAGGUAUUUGGCCCCCAAAAGGGAUUGGGGUUUUAGAUCCUCGGGAAAUCCCUUUUCUAAAUACCCCUAUUCUCCCUUCAUCCGGAGCUGCCGUAACUUGGGCUCAUCAUGCUAUACUCGCGGGGAAGGAAAAACGGGCAGUUUACGCUUUAGUAGCUACCGUUUUACUGGCUCUACUAUCCACUGGCUUUCAAGGAAUGGAAUAUUAUCAAGCACCCUCCACUAUUUCGGAUAGUAUUUAUGGUUCUACCUUUUCCUUAGCAACUGGCUUUCAUGGUUUUCAUGUGAUUAUAGGUACUCUUUUCUCGAUCAUAUGUGGUAUUCGCCAAUAUCUCGGUCAUCUGACCAAGGAGCAUCACGUUGGCUUUGAAGCAGCUGCAUGGUACUGGCAUUUUGUAGACGUGGUUCGGUUAUUCCUAUUUGUCUCUAUCUAUUGGUGGGGAGGUAUAUGA
This is a messenger RNA of Vitis vinifera (wine grape), 3426 nucleotides long. RefSeq names its product cytochrome c oxidase subunit 3. Gene Ontology annotation, biological process: mitochondrial electron transport, cytochrome c to oxygen. The transcript has 3 exons. Gene Ontology annotation, molecular function: cytochrome-c oxidase activity. NCBI's taxonomy places the organism in Eukaryota, Viridiplantae, Streptophyta, Magnoliopsida, Vitales, Vitaceae. Gene Ontology annotation, cellular component: membrane; mitochondrion. The record is from RefSeq and is a predicted model, not a curated record.